This is a messenger RNA of Fukomys damarensis (Damara mole-rat), 1294 nucleotides long. It is a transcript of the gene Rad51ap2, whose product is annotated as RAD51 associated protein 2. The transcript is spliced from 4 exons. Bases 241 to 1185 code for a protein of 314 amino acids. The record is from RefSeq and is a predicted model, not a curated record. NCBI's taxonomy places the organism in Eukaryota, Metazoa, Chordata, Mammalia, Rodentia, Bathyergidae.
CACCCGGGGUCGGAGGGCGCCUUUCCUCGGCAGACGGCGUCCGCGCUUCCCGGAGCGAGGGGGAGACGUGAAGUCCACGGUGUGGCGCGGCCCCGCGCGGAGGAAGAUGACGUUUCAUCCUCGGCACCGAAAAUACCGACUUCUGGGAGCCAGCGCAGGCUGGAGGUUGCCAAACCCUGCUAUUCUAGAGAUAGCAUCACAAUAAGCAUCCCCGAAUUUCCAACAGAUUUAAAUAGCAGCAUGUCCUUUGUCUAUUUAAAGAAAAUAACAAAGAGAAAGAAUGACAAAUUUGAGGCAUAUGGUAGGGAUUUCGCAAACAUUUACUGGUCCCAAAAUAGACACGACGUUAAGAAGCAAAAGUUACAGGAUGAUAAAAAAAAUGUAGAUUCAGAAAUUUUCUCCCCUGAAUAUUGUGAAAGUAACCACCAGUUACUCAGCAACCAAAACAUUUUUGAGAGAAAAAAAGACUUGUCUAGUUUAAAUUGCUAUGACCACAGUAGAAUCAAGUGUUAUGUAAGAGACUCUAAAAAGACCUUCACUAUAACACUGAGAAAUACAGAUUGGAUGGGAGCAGAAACAAACCUGACCAGUUACGUGCCUACCGGGUUGGAAAAAUCUCAAAGCAGGCACUGUAAUCUUAGACAUAUUUUGAAUAGGCACAAUUCUUGGGUCAUGAAAAGUUACAAGACUAACAGUGAACAUAUGAAAAGAGCUAGAGAAAAGCUAAAUUUGCUACAACUACAAGAAAUAGAACUUUUAGGCAAGGAAGAUUAUCGCAAUACAAAAGCUGUGAAUGUGCACGAUGGACAACAGUCAAAUCCUUUAAUGGUAGAAAUGCCAGCAGGUCCUAAUAUUCAUAGAAGAGCCCAAAGUUUAUUUAAGUGGAAAACAGUACUUAAUAAUGGAGAACAGGAAGUUCCCAAUGUGUAUUGCUGCCCUAGAACAUCAGAGGAAGAAAUACUCUAUUUUACUUCUGAGCAAGAUGGUAAAAAUACUUUACCUAAAAGACCUGCUAUAUUCCCUGAUGACUGCAUGGAAGAAAAACUUAAUUAUUUACCAAGGGGAGGUAGUCAUUUUUCACAUGGCAUUUCAAGAAUUCAGCCUCUUAAGACGUGCAACCGACCGAUCAGGAUUGGUUUAUCAAGAAAAGCUAGAUUUAAACAACUCCAUCCCUACCUGAAAUAACUAUAUUACAAGAAUUUAAAAGAAGAUUUUUGGACUUUUGAAACAUUUCACAAUAUCCAGAAAUGUUUUUUGUCUUUGGAUAAAUGCUGUCUUUCAGUUUGAGUUGGUG